Messenger RNA from Oncorhynchus gorbuscha (pink salmon), 2028 nucleotides. RefSeq lists its product as uncharacterized. Lineage: Eukaryota; Metazoa; Chordata; Actinopteri; Salmoniformes; Salmonidae. The record is from RefSeq and is a predicted model, not a curated record. The transcript has 16 exons. Gene Ontology annotation, biological process: mitochondrial fusion. Bases 406 to 2028 code for a protein of 540 amino acids.
AUAUGGAGCACAUACAACCAAGUGCGGUGCAGUCUAAACUAGCAAUGGUCACAGCAAAUUAUCGUUAUUAUUUAAUCAACACUGUCAAGUACAAGUAUAUUAAUGUUAUAAUAUUGUAGAGAACAAGCUAAUGAUGAAUUAUAUGUCAGUUUUAAUGACAUCAGGCAAAGAAAAGGACAUUUGGACAUGAAUUUUGUAGCUCCCUCUUGAAUUGACCAUUUCUCUCAACAUUCAUCAGAGGCUUUUAUCCAAAGCGAGUUACAAUAAAACCUGCUGUCGUUUAUGUAUGGGUGGUGACGGGAAUCGAACCCACUACCCCGGCGUUGCAAUCGUCAUGUUUUAUCAACGGAACUACGAAGGAGCACUUCAACGUCAAUAGAACACCUGAGAACAAUCGACUGGAAAAUGCCUGGGUGCUUUUCAAGACUGGCGGAGAGAAUGCGUGGACGUCUGCGGCCUACUGCGUCGACAGGUUCUUCAAACUCAUUUGUGGCUUGUUUUUCUUGUCUUUUUCUGUUUUGCAGGGUUCGUGAUCGUCGACAGAUGGACAGUGACAGCGACAUCGAAGAGGAAACAACUGUCCUGGAUGAGGUCCAGUUGGAUGUGUCAUUGGAUGUUCCACAGCUGCCAGUCCUUGAUGUCCAGAAUGCUGCUAUCAUCCUUGAGGAUGUGCCAGAUGUGCAGACUAUCUUUGAGGAGGCCACUGGCAAUUGGCAGUUGAUUCUGAUUAGGUUCAGCCCCCUGUACUGUGGGCCUGUUGUGAUCAGGAACAAUGCCGGUCCGGUGGUUAUAGCUUGGAGAACUUUCCAGUUCAUCAGCCCCAUCAUCACCUACAUGCGUGGGGGAUCCCAGCAGGUGGUGGUGAGGAUGCACCACGUGAGUAGGGUGAGAGGCCUGGAGACUCAACUGGUGUGGGCCAUCUCCAAGGAGACAGCCAGGCUUAGUCCAGAGGGCAUCCCCUACUGUGCCACCAAAGUGCAGUCCAUCACUUGGAUCCAGCGUGUGGCUGGCAGGGUGACCCACUAUGCGUCUCACCUCCGCCACGAGACGUCUGUGGACGUGACGCUUGGCUGCUACCAGCAGACUGAUGUCUCAGUGGUGUACACCACUCUCCACAUGGGGCUGGAUAGGCUUCUCUCCUCUUCAGCGUGGUCGGAGGCUGCCUCCUUCUCUACGCCCACCACUCAGCAUUUCACUGACCCAGAGCCUGAGGGCCACAACUGCUAUGAGGGCUGGGAGGAGGACCUGCUGCCUGAGGAGAGGGAGGUUCCUCUGCUAAACCUCUACCUUACCACCAAGAGAGUGGAGGACAUCGCCCUGAGGCUCGUCUCCCUGCGCCAGGCCUUCACUACCCUGCUUGGUUCCACCCUGAGCAGGAACCAUCUGUUUGUGGCGGGAAAGGUCCUCCUGGGCGCACUGGUUCAGGCCAACCACAUGGACGAGGCCAAGUUCAUAAGUACCUACAACAACUUUGUGGACUACCUGAGUGACCCCUCCAAGCGGAAUGACAUUGAGAGGGAGCUGGCUGAGGCAAAGAUCCAUCAUGUGAACAUGAUAGAUGUCCUCUUUGAGCUGGUGCUGUUUGGGAUGAUGACAGCUCAGAAGUCCCUGAUGGUGCAUCCUGGUGGGUUCGUGGAGCGUCUGUACGCUCUCCUGUACUCCUUCCUGCCCACUGCUGCCAACAUGGAGCCAGAGGCUGACAGAUACCUGCUGCAGCUCAGUGAUUUUUGUGACACUUUGCCACCCAACAGGGAUCUAGACACCAAUGCACUACAUUACUUUGCACUGAUUUUUACAUUUUUAAAUAAAAUAAGUUGUAGUUCAAAAACAUUUUGUUUGAUGCAUCUUAUUACUUUGUUUGGUCGUCACCCGAAAAUUCAGUCUCAGCCAAUGAUUGUUCAUAUCCUCCAUUCCUUACCUGACCCCUUACAGACGCAGAUGCCGGAUCCGAAGACAUUCAAGCAGCACUUUGAGAGCAAGCAUCCCAAGUCCCCAAUGCCUACAGAGCUGGUUGAUGUUGAGGCUUAA